Molecule: messenger RNA, 2605 nt
Organism: Acipenser ruthenus (sterlet)
Lineage: Eukaryota; Metazoa; Chordata; Actinopteri; Acipenseriformes; Acipenseridae
Product: ADP-ribosylation factor-like protein 6-interacting protein 4
Exons: 7
Coding region: 396-893 (165 amino acids)
Source: RefSeq, a predicted model, not a curated record
AGGCAUUGUGGGACAGAACAAAAUGGCAGUGUGUUCGUGUCCAGCAGCAGUUAAGAUGUGUAGCUACUGUCAAUGUUGUACGACUGAUUCUUCCUAACACAUUAUAUAUAUACAAAAAUAAAAAAAAGUAAAUAAAGCUUACAUCUGCCGGAUUUAGCAGAUGUUUAAAAUUGAAAGGCUGUCUAUCUAUAUAUUAUAGGUAAGAGCUAAAGCGAAUCAGCUAUACUAGCUCAGGAUAUGUUUGCGGUAAACGCUUUGCGAGAAAAUCAAGUUUUAGUUUGUAAUGAUUAAAAUAAUAAGGCAGCGGAGUUCACGGCAGUGUAUGUAUUUAACCUUUAAGUGUUUUUUCACGUCAUUAUUAGUGGAGAAAGUGCAGUUUAAGCCGUGUGUACACCAUGGAUGACUGCCACAAAGGGAGAAGAAGUCACACUCCGGUCGUUGCAGAGGAGAAGACAGUUGGAGGCAGAGGCAAAGAGAAAAGGAAGAGAAGACGUAGUAGAAGCAGAUCUUCCUCCACAUCGUCUACCUCAUCUUCCAGGUCUUCUAGUACCUCGUCUUCAUCAAGAUCUUCAUCCUCAAGCAAUACAAGCAGAUCAAGCAGCAGCAGUGACUCACAUAGCAAGUCUAAAACAAAGAAAAAAAAGAAGGAAAAGCAUCACAAAAAGAAAGUAAAAAAAGAGAAGAAACACAAGAAAAAGAAGGAAAGGAAAGUCAAGCAUGACAGUUCGGGGCCUGUUCAGAUUUCAAAGUUUUUGAACGAGAAGAAGAAGGGUGACAAAUACAGUAUGAUCACUGGAAAGAAGAUUAAAAUGAAGGUUAAGAAAUCAAAAAAGGACAAACAGAGGGAUAAAAAUCGUGCUGAACUGCUGGAUUUCCUGAAUUCUACCUUGUGAAAAAUGGAACUAUGUUAAUGUUUUCCUGAAGUUUUUUUUUUUCCUUCUUUUUUCCCCUCUGGACAUUUGAAGUGUUGAUGUGACAAUAGAACUACUCAGGGAACAGAAUAGUCUUUGCCCUUCUGAACAAUAGAAUAAGUAUGUAUUUUCAGGCAUUGCAUACACAUGGAAAAAUGUAAGCUGUAAUUUGCUUAUCAGUCAUUUUUUGUGUGUUACAUGGAUGGAAAUUCAUUAUUCUGGUCAUAUUUCAAAAGCAACUGGAUUCUCUGGCGACAGGGUUUACACAGUAAUAGAAAAAAAAACCCCUGUUAACAUGUUUCGUAAGGUGUAAUGUACAAACUGUAGCUUCUGAUCGGUUACUCAGUAAAAGGGGAUUUCUGAGUAGUAAGCCCAACAACACAUUGUUGCCAUGACAACCCAUGUGACCUCUUCCAAGCUUUUAUUUUGGAAAUUGAUACAUUGUGUAUUUUCACUUGUUACUGUAGUAGACACAAAAUAUUACAAAUUCUUAAUUUUUCAAAGAACACGUGUACCUCAUGUUGUGAGGUUACUUUGUCUAAAUCCAUAACAAGGAAAAUAAACACUAAAGGAAGCCCAGUGCACUUUGUUCACUGAAUUACCUGUGUUGGUACCUGACAAUUCCUAGAUCUGCCAAAGGCCAUUUAUUGAUUAGAGUGCUCAGCAGCUAGUAAGCUGCUGUCUUAUGUCGAGUAUAAGGACUAACAUAUUGCAUACCGCCCUGGUAUUGUGUAUUAGUGCACAUCAAAGCUACAGCGAACUCUUUUUCUAAUGAUACAAUCCAUCAAUAAAUGUGCACUAAGCUAAUUGUCUAGUAUACCAGUAACUAUACUACUGCAGAGAAUCAUAAAUAAUUUAUACAACAGACUUCUUUCAACUAUAACUAAAGAAACUGUUGACCAAGGAUAUAAAAUUUCAAUUUUCCAUGCAGUAAAUAUCUGACUUUUGUUAGGUUUUCCCUGUCCACUUUGCUUUGUCCAGUACGGUCUAAGAUUUAAAUCCAUUGCACACUAAGUGAUGUAUUGAGAUAGUAGAUUUGUUUAAAACAGUGAUCUUUGUGCUGAUUGUACAAAUACGUUUGCGCUCAAUCGUCAGCUUUUUUACGUACAGUAUUUACGUAUGGUGGAUUGUUAAUGACAGACAGAUCUGAUGUGGAAUCGGCUUAGAACAUGAAUUUUCUCUUUUUAGCCAUAAAUUCUGAGGAUAAACUCAAGUAGAGUAACAUUUGGGCUAAUGCAGUUUUAUCCAGUCUUAUGUUAAAUCCAGUCUUUUUUUUUUUUUUUUUAAUCUUGACGUUGGCAUGGAACACUAUAGUAUCUCAGACUGGUUCCCAUUCCACUUACUAUAUUGCAUGUUCAGUAAGAGGUCAACCUGAUUGUUCCUAAACAAGACAACCUGCUGGCUAAAAAGAAAUGAUGUUGAGAAGAGUGAAAGUUCAGUACAUUUAAAAUGUAAAUAAAUAAAUAAUACGAGUUCCAUAACAAAGAGACUUGCUCUGCAAAACAUUGUUUCAGUUAAUGAGGCAGUAGUUAUGAUUGUUAUUUAAUAUUACCCAGUUAUUUUGUAUGUUUAUGCAUUUAUUUGACAGGGACAAUAUACAAUUUUUAACAUUUAUGACAUGUCAUCAGAGGCAUUGCACCCAGAGUUAGCUAUGAGCUAAUUUUCAUUGACAGUCCCUGGACAAACACAAAAAC